GAUUUCCUCUUCCAGAAGGAGCUGUUUGCUGUCCGAGACACAGACUCCAUGCACAACCUCUCUGCUCAGCCCUGGCAUUUGAAGAUGGCCAACCUGACCUACGACAACUUCACGCUGGGCAACCACUCCGAGGUGGCCAUCCAGCCUCCCACCAACUACAAGACAGUGGAGUUGGUUUUCAUUGCCACAGUCACAGGCUCGCUCAGCCUUGUCACUGUGGUGGGGAAUAUCCUGGUGAUGCUGUCUAUCAAGGUGAACCGCCAGCUCCAGACUGUCAACAACUACUUCCUCUUCAGCCUGGCCUGUGCAGAUCUUAUCAUCGGGGUCUUCUCCAUGAACCUCUACACGGUCUACAUCAUCAAAGGCUACUGGCCGCUGGGGGCCGUGGUGUGCGACCUGUGGCUGGCCCUGGACUACGUGGUGAGCAAUGCCUCUGUCAUGAACUUACUCAUCAUCAGCUUUGACCGGUACUUCUGUGUCACCAAGCCCCUGACCUACCCGGCCAGGAGGACCACCAAGAUGGCAGGGCUAAUGAUCGCGGCUGCGUGGAUAUUGUCCUUCAUACUCUGGGCCCCUGCCAUCUUGUUCUGGCAGUUCAUUGUGGGCAAGAGGACAGUCCCUGAGGGGGAAUGCUACAUCCAGUUCCUCUCCAACCCAGCAGUGACCUUUGGCACAGCUAUCGCUGCUUUCUACCUGCCCGUGGUCAUCAUGACGGUGCUGUACAUCCACAUCUCCCUGGCCAGCAGGAGCAGGGUGAGGAGGCACAAACCCGAAAGCAGGAAAGAGAGGAAAGGCAAGUCCCUCAGCUUCUUCAAGAGUCCCCAUAUCAAACAGAACAACAAUAACUCCCCCAAGAAGGCCAUGGAGGUGAAGGAGGAGGUGAGGAACGGGAAAGUCGAUGACCAGCCCUCCGCACAGACAGAGGCCACUGGCCAUCAGGAGGAGAAGGAGACCUCCAAUGAGUCCAGCACGGUCAGCAUGACCCAGACCACAAAAGACAAGCCUACGGCAGAAAUCUUGCCAGCAGGGCAAGGUCAGAGCCCGUCCCACCCCCGCGUGAACCCAUCUUCCAAGUGGUCCAAGAUUAAGAUUGUCACCAAACAGACGGGGACCGAAUGCGUCACUGCCAUUGAGAUCGUCCCAGCUAAGGCCUCUGACCACAACUCCCUGGCCAACAGCCGCCCGGCCAAUGUUGCCAGGAAGUUUGCUAGCAUUGCCAGGAGCCAAGUACGGAAGAAGCGCCAGAUGGCAGCCCGGGAGAAGAAAGUCACUCGCACCAUAUUUGCUAUCCUGCUGGCCUUCAUACUCACAUGGACACCAUACAAUGUGAUGGUCCUCAUUAACACCUUCUGUGAGACCUGUGUACCUGAAACGGUGUGGUACAUUGGCUACUGGCUCUGCUAUGUCAACAGCACCAUCAACCCAGCCUGCUAUGCCCUCUGCAAUGCCACUUUCAAGAAAACUUUCAAGCACCUUCUCAUGUGCCAGUACAGGAACAUAGGCACAGCCAGGUAAACUGGCACUCAGGGACCACUUCAGCAACAUCAUGGAAGCCCUUCCCUUUGCCUCCUUUGCCAGAGGGGUUCCUCUGCUCUUCACUCACAACAGUGCAGACUGUGCAGUGAUUGCACAUGAUGCCCUUCAAACAUUGCUGACAAAGGUCCAAGGCAUCUUAGAGCUGCAGCUCCUUCUAGUCACCCUGGGCCUGAGGACUAGUUUGGGGAGCCAACAGGAAAGCUGGUGGCAACAGGAGAUGUGAUCACCAGGAGCCCUCCCCAGCUCCCUGCUCUUGAGAGGUUGGCCUAAUGGCAUCAGUGUUUGUCCUAAGACUGGAUGCCUCUUCUCCCUCUGUCUGACCAUCUCAAGGGCAUCAGAGCUUGUCUGCAUGCAGGCGGCCGAAAGCUGGUGCUUUCAAUAGGCUUGUAAACCAUUUAUUACCCAAGAAAUGAAAAGAAACCAGGGCUAAACAUUUGCCAGCCAUCUUGGAGCCAGCUGGCUCAGGUGUGUUCAUGGGGAGUCCUGCCGGCCCAGCCAGGCCCCCUCGCGUGGCAGCCAAGAUUGCACCCUAGCAGAUGUGGCAAACUCCUUAACUUUCCCUUGAGAGACACCAUUGUACAUCCUCACCCAGGAGCCUGGGGGGAGGUGGAAUUUUUCCCUGGGCUUCGGCUCUGCCCUCCCCU
This is a messenger RNA of Apus apus (common swift), 2180 nucleotides long. RefSeq names its product cholinergic receptor muscarinic 4 (gene CHRM4). The coding region runs from base 49 to 1515 and encodes 488 amino acids. The record is from RefSeq and is a predicted model, not a curated record. Lineage: Eukaryota; Metazoa; Chordata; Aves; Apodiformes; Apodidae. Gene Ontology annotation, cellular component: dendrite; synapse; plasma membrane. Gene Ontology annotation, biological process: chemical synaptic transmission; adenylate cyclase-inhibiting G protein-coupled acetylcholine receptor signaling pathway; G protein-coupled receptor signaling pathway, coupled to cyclic nucleotide second messenger. The transcript has 2 exons. Gene Ontology annotation, molecular function: G protein-coupled serotonin receptor activity; G protein-coupled acetylcholine receptor activity.